GCAGGAAGGGUGCCUCACAAUGACAACAGUAGAAGCCAAAGCUGAAGAGGAGGACAAAAAGGAAUCAGACUCAGUGUCAGUUCCAGAUCCAGAGGCAGCGCCCACACCAGCAUCCGACCCACCGAGCGGGUCGGACUCCCCAGAACAAGAAGGCUUCUUCAAUCUGCUGACUCAUGUGCAGGGAGGACGUAUGGAUGAGCAACGUUGUGACAUUCAAAUUGUACAUAGCAAGAGUGGCUCAGACCUAGAAAAGAGUGAGUUCUCCAAUCUGGAGGACAGCCCCAGCCCCCCUCCAGAGAUGGACAACUUCAUGGAAAUGCUGGCACAUACUCAGAGCCGGCGAAUGGACGAUCAGAGGGCCAGCUUCAGCUACCUUCCCGGUUUUCAGAACAGUGACUCCAAUGCCAGCAACCAAUCAUCCUCCGGGGCUACCAAGAAAUGAGAUCCUGCCCAGCCCUGCUCGGGAAAGCAGCAGAGAGACACCACCAUGAUGCCACUAAGCACAGCACUGAGCCUGUCACCCAAGACCAUCCUCUCACUAUCAGCCCCACACGCUUGCUGUACAUGCCCUUCCAUUCUAAUAAACGUGUCC
Molecule: messenger RNA, 592 nt
Organism: Candoia aspera
Lineage: Eukaryota; Metazoa; Chordata; Lepidosauria; Squamata; Candoiidae
Gene: PCP2
Product: Purkinje cell protein 2
Exons: 4
Coding region: 20-442 (140 amino acids)
Molecular function (GO): protein binding; guanyl-nucleotide exchange factor activity
Source: RefSeq, a predicted model, not a curated record